GGUAUAAGAAAGGGAAACCAAUUUUCUUUAAGUUAAAUUCUUUUAAAAAAAUUUGACAAGUGAUACAAAAGCUAUAUUUCCAUUUUCCAAAUUUAAACAAAUUUCCUUGAUAUAUUAAAUUAUUAAUUGCCGUUAAAAGAUAUUUCGUUACCCAAUAAAAAUCUUCAGUGUCUUCUCUAUCAGAAGCACAAGAAAUGGCAGAAUCAAUUAUUCUAUCUGUAACCGGCGCCGGUACCCAGUUUUCCGGCGAGCUUUGGCACGUGGGUCGUCUUGAAUCGAAUAUCUCUCGAAGACCCAGAAGACAUUUUGUCUGGUUAUCUCUUAAUAAUAAGCAGCAUUUACAACUGAAUAGAUACUUCUGGCCAAUUCCCAGAACCAGAGCGUUGAAUUUCAACCCAAGAGGCUCUCCUUUGCAUCUUGCUUAUGGAAAAGAAGCCGAAGAUAGCUUCCUCUCUAAUGCAAAUAAGGACACUGAUGAGAUGUUUGACGAUUUGUUUAAAAAGUAUGGAAAGGUGGUAUUCGGGAGAAAUGACCAGAAGCCUUCAGCUGCCGAGUUAGAUGAUGAUGCUGAAAGCUUGUCAUUUGCUGUGGAAAUAGCCAAGGCUGUGAGUGAGGUGAAGGCUGCAGAUAUAAAGGUCCUCUUUGUCAAGCCCCUUGUGUAUUGGACUCGGUUUUUCAUCAUUGCAACAGCAUUUUCUCGCCCCCAAAUUGAUGCAAUUGGAACCAAAGUAAGAGAUCUUGCUGAGACAAAGUAUGGAAAAGUUCCAUCUGGAGAUACAAAGCCAAACACAUGGACCCUUUUGGACUUUGGUGAUGUGGUUAUCCAUAUAUUUCUUCCCCAACAGAGAGCUUUUUACAACUUAGAAGAAUUUUAUGGUAAUGCAACUCAAAUUGAGCUGCCUUUUGAAAACCAACCGCCAUUUCGCAGUUGAAGAUAGCUAUAAAUCUAUAAUUUCCUGAGGAACCAAAAGCAAACUCACAGGACUUCUGAAUGGAGUGAGGUUCAUCUCUGUAACUCUUAGGAACUCUACAUAAUGUCAACAGCCUCAGUCUGAGUUCUGUAACUUCUGUUGUAGAAAAUGGCUUGUAGUUGUAAAGGAGACAGCUAGAAGCUGUCACAAUGCCAGGCAUGAUAAGUUUUCAUGCUUCCUCAUCGGAGGAUGGAUUCUUGAGAAUCAAACAUCUAAAAUUGCCCUUAUUUUAUGGUUC
This is a messenger RNA of Rubroshorea leprosula, 1209 nucleotides long. The record is from the annotation of a GenBank genome assembly. Lineage: Eukaryota; Viridiplantae; Streptophyta; Magnoliopsida; Malvales; Dipterocarpaceae.